AUGUUCACCUAUUCGACUUUUUAUCUAGCUAUCAUUAGAGGGCUUGACGCAAAUGCACUGAGUUUGAAGCAAAGGGAACCCUACACAUCUAAAUUCAAAAUUGACUACAGUUCAGACAAACUUAAGUGCUCGGAACACCUUGAUGGGUACCGUUCUAGGGAACCAAAUUUCCACAGGAUCCACGCUGUUAGUGAUCAGCUGCUGCUUGCAACGAGGCCGAACCGCGCUCUGUCAGUUUCUCUCCCACUAGAAGCGCACGACGAAGGUUGCUCCUCCUCAAAACGGACCAACUGUCGUUCCGAUAUGGGUCGCAACUUCGCUCGACUCCUUGACGAGCUCGACGAACGUUGGAUUAAAGUUGGACGACAUCUUCGGCGGUACGAAACCAUGUUACAACCAAAAAAGCUUCUUAGUAAACUCCAGGAGGAGGUGGUUUCCCUGGCUAGUCUAACCUCUCAGAUAGACCAAGGUGAGUUCUGCAACUUUUAUAUUUAUGUGGCGAGUUCGAACUCCGCUGGUAUCAUCAAAAUUUUAACACUUUGGUAA
This is a messenger RNA of Dibothriocephalus latus, 546 nucleotides long. The record is from the annotation of a GenBank genome assembly. Lineage: Eukaryota; Metazoa; Platyhelminthes; Cestoda; Diphyllobothriidea; Diphyllobothriidae.